AAUAUUUCACCCAUUUUGUAGCCCCUCUAGAACAAAAAUGGAGCGGUAAAUGUGAAUGGAUCAGCUGUAACAGUUAUAAAAGAUAUUGAAUAAGCUAGGCCUACUGUUCAGCCUAGCCAAGGAAGAAAGUUUCCCAAAUGAUGGAUUCUAUGUCAAGUGAGAAAAGUCUGUUUGUUAAAACCUACUCUCGGAAAUGCCCAGUUAGAGUUUGGAGAGAUGAGAAAAUUGUUACCACAGUAUUACAAACAAAGACCCCUGCACCUGGUAUAAGGCCUUAUUUAAAAAGACACCGAAUAUACCCUGAAGCAUGGCCCAAGCCACUGUCAAAUGAUGAGCGAUUUAUUUCACUCUCUCAAAGGAAAUCAAGUGUUCGCCUCUUAAAGAAUAUUAGUAACGUAAAGGAUAUAGAGGCACUUAGAGUAGCAGGCAAGAGGCUUGGAUCGCCCUUUCACAAAAACAGAAAAGGUUCUCCUGUGUCUAUCUCCAGAGGCUUUCUAGAAUUAAUUGAAGAAUCAGAGUCAAAAGAUUUGACAGACUGUAAAUUGGGAGAUGCAUCAUCGCAUUCAGAAAAUGUGAGCGUUCAGUAUUCAGAUAUAUUGCAGUUAUCGCCGUGGACAACCACUCCUGCUGUGAGUGAGUGUUCAAGCUCUGACUUAUUAGAGGAUGACACGAGCCGACUGUCUGAAUCCAGUAGCGCUACGGACAGCAUGGAGACAAUAGCAGAUGACUGUAUAUCCGACAUAGAUACAUCAUCCACUCUCAGCGCUCCUGAUGAGUAUCACUCUGCAAUUGAAACAACUGAAGAUACAACACUAUGCCCUACCAAUUCAACCAUGACAACAGCAACAACAGCAUUUGCAGAAGAAGAAGAAACAUUUCCCGAUUUGGAAAUUCUUAGGCGUGAUUUACCAGCAUCUGAGGAGAUAGCAAGACCAGUAGAACCAGUUCAGUUCAGUUUUCUCAAUAAGCUGAAACCAAAGUCAUUUGGGAGAAGAUCUAAAGGACUACCAUUUAUCAAAGUAUCCAAAGUCACUCCAAAGAAGAGGCCUUCUGUAGGAAAAUUUACUGGUUCCAAUCGAGCAAACUCAACUCUUCAGAAGGAGAUGGGACUUGGUAUAAAUGACUAUGAGUCAGCUGGGGAUUUAUCUAAUAUUCCAGUUGAUAAGAAUUUAGAAGGACACUGGAACGUAUGCGCAGAUAGAAAUCUCAACUCAACACCAAUAGAAAAUUCUGGAAUAAGCCUAGCCACAAAUCCACCUGAUGUUUCUAGUAUACCAGGUAUUAUCAAACAUAUUGACAUGGCUCAAGAAGUAACAUCAUCUAUGGACAUGUCAUCGAUUUGUGUGGCCCAAAGCGAAGCAUUGCAUACAGGACAAGCUAAGAGACAACCUCGAUCUGUGUACAGUUUCACAAGCAAUGAAGACACCUUAGAAUCUACUAACUCUCUCCAGAUACAUGGUCAGAGACUUUUGACACAAGCAAAAGCAGACAAUGGUUCAGCCAUCAAUAAACAGAGUGUGCAGUUUGCAACUCCAAAAUCUGUUAUUAGUAGCAGUAAUAGUUCAAAACAAGUAUCAUUUUCACUGAGUGCUAAUAAGAAAAAGGAGUAUCAACCGGAGCUAAGCAUUCGAUCAGCCCAACUACACCUCCCAACGAUUUCACCAAAUAGCAUUCUAAAGAAGCUAGGGAAUGGUGUCAGCUUGACAGAUAGAGCGGUUGAGAAAGAAUGCAUCAACAAACGAACAAGCACACCCAUCAGAAGAAAACGACGAGGUGGACGGAUAGACAUGAUGGAGUAUUCAUUUGAUGUCUCUGCUGUUGGAUUACCAGCCUGCGAUGAGAGUGAGCUUAUUAUACAAGACAGUAACAUUAAUCUAACGACGACAGAUGUACAAGAAGAAAUAGUAACACCUAAUAAAUCGAACAGCAUCAAACAGUUUAAUUUGCAGGCCCAUAAGCCGUCAUGUGGCAAUUCAAUAGACAAGGAUUUACAAAAUUUAAUGAUAAGGGGAGAAAUGACCCCUUCAAUGAGAAUAAAGAGAUCCUCCAGUACAGUGGCACCAAAUCUACCAAAGAACAAGAAAAGCAGGAAGCUAUUAUGUUUGAAUGAUUUCGUUGAGCACCGAUCAUCAGGAACACAGACAGUGAAACGCAAGCAACUGCAGUUCAGAAACCAAGCUGUUGGCCCAUCUAUGUGUUGCCUCGAGAACUUCAAUCAAUAUUCCCGUCUACCGGGUAAAGUCAUCCAGUAUAAGUCGUCUGUCAACUAUGACCAAAACAUACCUGAAGAUAUCUUAACGAUACUGCCAGGAACUGUUAAUGGCUAAGAGAGUAGACAGGCAUUUUGCAGUAACAGCUAUUCUACGUUUGUGCAAUAUUAUCUUCCAUAGCAUUGUAAAAAAUCAAUUUGUCCAGUGAAUUCAAGGUACAUCUGCUCAAUGAAUUUCUUGAAAACAAAAUUCCAAAUUCCAGAAAUUAUAUAAUCAAUUAAACAAAUUAACGGUGUAUAAAGUAAUUCUUUUUUUUACAUGUGUUACAUUGCAAUUUAUGUGUAAAUUGACAUUAGUCAGUAUGAGAAAUAUUUAUUAAGAAUAGUUAAAAUGUUUAAAUGUGUAAAAUAGCUUAUAUAUUCCUUGGUAAAAAUUCAAGAUACCAACCUUAUUUAUUGUAAAAGUAUUUAUCAAAAGACAAGAAAUUAUAAAGUAAAAUAUGCAAUAAAAAGAAAGAUCGUUAUAAGUUUAAAAUAAUAUAUGAACAAUUUAUUUGCAAAGUUUUGGUACAGUUUUGUUGAAUAAACUGGUUGCUGCAUUA
Molecule: messenger RNA, 2811 nt
Organism: Anneissia japonica
Lineage: Eukaryota; Metazoa; Echinodermata; Crinoidea; Comatulida; Comatulidae
Exons: 19
Coding region: 138-2327 (729 amino acids)
Source: RefSeq, a predicted model, not a curated record